AUGCAAGAGGAGAAGGUAAUAGCUUAUGCCUCAAGACAGCUAAGGAAGCAUGAAGAAAACUAUCCGACGCAUGACUUGGAGAUGGCGGCAGUUGUCUUCGCGCUGAAGAUAUGGAGAUCUUAUCUGUACGGGGAGAGUGUUCAGGUAUUAACAGAUCACCAAAGUCUUAAAUACUUGUUCACUCAAGCAGAUCUCAACCUGCGCCAGAGACGUUGGAUGGAGUUUAUUGCGGACUACGACGUGAAGAUUCAAUACCACCCUGGAAAGGCCAACGUGGUAGCUGAUGCUUUGAGCCGCAGAAGAGCAGAAGUGAGUGUGGAGAAGGAUCUAGAGACACUAGGUCGUGAACUGAAGCUAAAGAUCGCUACUCGGAUUAGAGAAGGAGAAGGCGAUAAUGAGGAGUAUCAUUUAGCAGAAGAUGGAACCGUUCUUCUCCAAGGAAGGAUCACUGUACCUGAAGGAGGAGAGUUACGAGAAGAAAUACUAAGGAUGGCGCAUCAUUCCAUACUUAGUAUUCAUCCCGGAAGCACGAAGAUGUACAAGGACAUACGGAGAUAUUAUCAUUGGCCUGGAAUAAAGAAAGCAGUGGCAAGAUAUGUCUCCCAAUGCCAGAGUUGUCAACAAAUCAAGGCGGAACACCAAGUACCAGGAGGGUUACUUCAAAGUCUGCCUAUACCAGAAUGGAAAUGGGAUUCCAUUGCUAUGGAUUUCAUCACAGGAUUGCCCAUAGCAAGAGCAAGGCAGAACAACACUAUAUGGGUUAUAGUGGAUCGACUAACUAAGGUAACUCGCUUGUUACCUGUUAGAGAUACUGAUAAGGUGGAGAUCUUAGCCGACCUAUACAUCAAGCAAAUAGUUAGGCUACAUGGAGUGCCAACGGACAUUGUAUCCGACCGCGAUCCAAGGUUCACUGCAAUAUUCUGGAGAGCACUGCAAGGAGCCUUAGGAACGGAACUACACAUGAGCACUGCAUUUCAUCCCGAGACCGAUGGCCAGACAGAACGAACCAUCCGGACUUUGGAGGAUAUGCUUAGGUUGUGCAUAUUGGAUUGGGCUGGUAUGUGGGAAGAAUAUCUACCGUUUAUAGAGUUCUCCUACAACAUUAGUUACCAUUCCAGUAUCGGCAUGUCACCAUAUGAAGCACUAUAUGGUAGACCUUGCCGCACUCCACUUUGUUGGACUGAAGUUGGAGAAAGAAGAAUGUUCGGACCGCCGAUGGUUGAAGAAACGAUGGAGAAGCUUCAAACAAUCCGAGCAAACAUGAAGAAGGCACAAGAUCGACAGAAGAAGUAUGCCGAUCAAAACCGGCGAGAGAUAGUCUUUACCAUUGGAGAUUGGGUAUACCUCAAGGUAUCCACUCAAAAGGGUAGAGAUCGUUUUGGGAAGAUAGGGAAGCUAGCAGUACGAUUCAUAGGUCCAUAUCAAGUCAUUGGGCGAGUUGGAGAGGUGGCCUAUCGCCUAGACUUACCAGCGGACAUGAAUCUACAUCCAGUGUUCCACGUAUCAAUGCUACGGAAGCAUAUACGUGACCCCAGCGCCAUUGAACUUGAACGGGUAGAACGAUUGCAGCCAAACCUUACUUACCCAGAAGGUCCAAUCAGACUUGGAGAUCGCCGAGUUCGUAAGCUGAAGAACCGCGAGAUUCCACAGAUUCAAGUAUUCUGGGGAAGACAAAACCGGCAAGUUAUCACCUGGGAAGAUGAAGAGAACUUCCGGAAGAACUACCCCGAGUUCUAUGCAGCACACAGCUUUAUGGAACAAGGAGAAGCAUUAUAG
Messenger RNA from Microthlaspi erraticum, 1776 nucleotides. The record is from the annotation of a GenBank genome assembly. NCBI's taxonomy places the organism in Eukaryota, Viridiplantae, Streptophyta, Magnoliopsida, Brassicales, Brassicaceae.